This is a messenger RNA of Penicillium griseofulvum, 2844 nucleotides long. RefSeq names its product putative C6 transcription factor. Gene Ontology annotation, biological process: DNA-templated transcription. Gene Ontology annotation, molecular function: zinc ion binding; DNA binding. Lineage: Eukaryota; Fungi; Ascomycota; Eurotiomycetes; Eurotiales; Aspergillaceae. The record is from RefSeq and is a predicted model, not a curated record. The coding region runs from base 1 to 2844 and encodes 947 amino acids. The transcript is spliced from 7 exons.
AUGAUUGAACGCCUCGGGGGGAGCGACCAAGCCCUCGAGGACGUGGGAAUACAGGCAACGGCCCUGGAUGCGAAAGUGGAACCCGCCCAGUUAGAUGGCCCACUGCCGAGCAAUGGUCUGAACAGAAACAAAGCACAGUCAAGAUCCACCAGCCCACGUCGCAUUGCUGCUGAGUCGAACAACGAUGAAUUCCCGAUCCCGUCCGGUCAGGCUACCGAUCUUGUAGACCCGGUCGGCAGUCUAAACCUAGGCCAUUUGAGCCUAGAGGAUGGUGGAAGGUCAAGAUAUGUCGGUACCACGUAUUGGGCUUAUAUAGCGGGCGAAAUCAAUGAGCUUAAUCAAUUACUGAGAGACCAAAAUAGCUCACAUGAUCAGGCUGCUCCCGAAAAGAAUAAUGAUAUAACGGAUUCGCAUGCCGAUGGUCGACAGGCAUGGAGAGAAUCAGCUGGCAGUUCGACACCUUCAAUCACGCCUAGGUCUUGUUCCUUUCAGCAAUCUAUAAUCUUCCCUUCGGGUGACUCUCCCUCGGUCAAUGAAAAGGUGGUGGAGCCAGAAAUGCUUGAUCACAUUCCGACGAGACGGCAAAGCCAUAUUCUUUACAAAGGAUUCAUUUCCGGUGUACACGCCAUCAGUCCAAUCAUCCACCCUCCGACUAUCCUUAAGCUCUACAAUUCCUUCUGGGAUUGGUAUGACUACAGCAGCUAUUCUGGAGAGCCGUGUCCAAAUCCAUCAUUUAUCCCACUGUUGUACGCGAUAUGGUAUGGUGGCUCAGUAACGAUUUCUAUGCGAGCAAUCAAAGCAGAAUUUAAUAUAUCAUCGCGGUCAGCCCUUUCGACAGUGUAUACUGAAGAAACUACGAGAUGGCUUACGAAGAUUAAAUUCCCGCGCAGCCCUUCGCUCCAGGGCCUUGCUGCCUAUCUCAUCGUACAGACAAUUGUUACAAAAGAAGAAGAGCCUUUGGCGAGCAGUCUUUUUGUCAGUCUCGCGAUGAGGGUUGCACAAACCAUGGGCUUACAUCGUGAUCCAGCCAAGUUUGGUAUAGAGCCAUGUGAAGCUGAGUACCGGCGCCGGCUAUGGUGGCAUAUCAUGCAUAUGGACUGCGUCGUUGCUAUGUCAAGCGGUCUGCCUCCCCUCCUCAGCGACGAGAACUAUUGGGAUGUAUGCGAGACGAGCGAAAUGAAAGAUACAAUGAUAGGUUCUCCUGCCGCUGAGUCCUACAUGAAACUGGUUGCUUCGCGAGAGCGGUUGCCCGAUAAUCCAGAUGAUCCCACUGUUUGCGGCGGCCCAUCAAUGGUCAACGUCUACUACCUCACCGCAAAAGGGAAAUAUACUAUGGCUCGCGCUAUCCGCCGAAUAUUGAAAAUCCAGCUUGGAACAAAGCCCCUCACCAGGCAGGACAUGGAGGAGCUCCGGUCCAUACUCCUUGACUUGCAGCUGAAACUGAAUUCCAUCAUCAAUAGGAUUCCAGAGGGGAGGGAUGUUGAUAAUCUAUCAACACCAAGCCGAGCAUUUUCUAUGUCAAAAUCCCCCGAUGACCGCUCUUCUGAUACAGAGCUUCCAGGCGAAGGUUCCACUGGAUGCCCAGAACAAUAUCAUUCACCUGUUCUUGUUUGCUUCCAUAAAUGGGCGAAAAUAAUUCUUUCUUUGUAUAUUGACAAGGCCUUCUGCGUGGCCUACCAACCUUUUCUGAAGAACGCUCACAGCCGAAUUUGGCCAGCGGCACGCCAGAGUGCACUUCGCCAUUGCCAUGGUUUUAUGGAAAAGUUUAUCGAACUUGCGACGGAUCCAGAUUUCCAGCCUUUUCAUUGGAGCUGGCCUGGGAUCAUGCUUAUCGACCUAUAUGAGCGACCUUACAGCCCUGAAGCAUCCCGGUCCCGCGCGUUCAUCGACAGCAUACUCGCACUUUCUGGCCCAGAUGGAGGUGUCGUGGGCGGCGAAGACGGUAUAUCAACACAGCGGCCAUUGAAAGACGGUGGCCGUGAGGCAUGGGAUAUGAUCCGCCGCCUUCGCCAGAAAGCUUGGCAAAAGGCUGGCCUCAAUCCGCAAAUACUCUGGACCGAACAAGACCAGAUACAGGCCGCGGUUGCUUCGACAGUUGACCCUCACGCGGAUUGUGACUCCCCUCCUUCAGGUCCCUCUCGGCCAGGGUCUCCAGCUCCAGGAUCGGCCGGUCAUACCGCAGCGCACGCCCCCCAACCCAGCGAUGUUUACAAAACAUUAUACAAGAUCACCCGCUCACAUACAUUCUCGAACCCUGCUACCCCGGAUGCUACCAACAGUCCCUUACGAUACCAAUACCAACCCCAGAGUAAACACUUACCCCCUAUCUCACAUUCCCGGCGCCAUUCUAACCCCGUCGGUAAUGUCAUAUCUCCCCGCAUUGGCGCCCCAUCGCCCAAUACGGACCGCUUGUUUGCUGCAUCUCCGCCGACGCAAGCUACUGCCUCCCUCGCCCCCGCUCCGCAUUUGCAGGAUUCAGAUCAUGAUAUUGCUGCUUCAGGUGGCAUAUCCUUCGUGGAUCCUGCGUCUCCUAAAAUUGUACCCAUGAGAGUUCCCACGCCGCCAUCGAUGGUUGACCCCAACCUCAACUUCGACUGGGACCAGUGGGAUGCUGUGUUUGGGCAACAUCUUCCUGUCGCAGAUGAUCUGAUGGAAUUGGAUCCUGUUGCGGGUCUUGACUUCACCCAUCUUGGGGCUUCCUCGACAUUCAAUGGCAAUAGCCCGAAUGGCACUAACAUCAUCGACAUGCCUAAUUCAGAUGUGAAUGGUCUUCCACUUCCAGGCUCCUCUCCAGAAGGAAGUUUUCCGUCCUGGAAUGGGAACAAUGGAGGUGAUUGGCCGUGA